AUGAAUGGGGAUUUAGCAGCUGGAAAGAUGGCAUCCUCUUCUGGCCCCAUGGGCCCCAUCGACAGUCUGGAGCUUCUGGAUCUCCUGUUUGACCGGCAGGAUGGCAUCCUGAGACACGUAGAGAUGGGCGAGGAUUGGGGCCACCUCGAGGACCAGCAGGGCCUGCCAGGUCAGGACUCUGAUGACUUUCUCAGCUCCAUCCUGGGCUCUGGAGACUCAGUGCCCAGCUCGCCGCUCUGGUCUCCUGCAGCCAGUGACAGUGGCAUUUCUGAAGACUUGCCCUCCGACCCCCAGGACACCCCUCCACGCAGCGGACCAGCCGCCAUCCCAGCUGGCUGCCAUCUUGCCGAGCCUGGCAAGGGACCCUGCCUCUCCUACUGUCCUGGGCCCCCAUGCCCCACCAGGACCCCGGGGCCAGUGACCCAAGCGCUGGAGUCCUCAGUGGCCAUAGAUCUAGAAAUGUGGAGCCCAGGAGGAGGCCUCUACGCUGAGGAGCAGGCCAGGCUGGCUGACUCGCCCCUGCGCUGCAAUCUCACGGUGAAAGAUCUGCUCCUCUCCGGCAGCACUGGGGACCUGCAUCAGCCUCACUCAGCAGCCCCACACCUGUUGCGACCUGGACCUGGCCAAUGUCAGGAGCUGGUGCUGACAGAAGACGAGAAGAGGCUGCUGGCCAAAGAAGGUAUCACCCUGCCCACCCAGCUACCCCUCACCAAGUACGAGGAACGGGUGCUGAAAAAAAUCCGUCGGAAAAUCCGGAACAAGCAGUCGGCCCAAGAAAGCAGAAAAAAGAAGAAGGAAUACAUCGAUGGUCUGGAGACUCGAAUGUCAGCCUGCACUGCCCAGAAUCAGGAGUUGCAGAGAAAAGUCUUGCAUCUCGAGAAGCAAAAUCUGUCGCUCUUAGAGCAGCUGAAGAAACUCCAGGCCAUCGUUGUCCAGUCCACCAGCAAGUCGGCCCAGACGGGCACCUGCAUAGCAGUCCUGCUGCUGUCCUUUGCCCUUAUCAUCCUGCCCUCCAUCAGCCCUUUCGCCGCCAACAAAGCCGAGAGCCCCGGGGACUUCACACCCGUGCGAGUCUUCUCCAGAACUCUGCACAACGAUGCUGCAUCCCGCGUGGCCCCCGACGCCAUGCCAGGCUCCGAGGCCCCGGGACCCUGGCCCGAGGCUGGCACACCCCACGAAAAGCCUCCAGGCAGCCCCGGGUUGGACUGGGGCUUUCGGGACACACCGGACCUGGGCAAUUCGACGGGGGAGCUGGACAACUCGACCCUGAUCCUGGGCAACAUGACGGAGAAGCUGGGCCGAGCCACCCUGCUGGACUGGGUGGCACCCGAGCCAGUGCUCAGCCCGAAACGUGCUGGGAUGGAGGCGGCGGGGGACGAGCUGUGA
Messenger RNA from Galeopterus variegatus (Sunda flying lemur), 1386 nucleotides. RefSeq names its product cAMP responsive element binding protein 3-like 3 (gene CREB3L3). The coding region runs from base 1 to 1386 and encodes 461 amino acids. The transcript has 10 exons. Gene Ontology annotation, cellular component: nucleus. NCBI's taxonomy places the organism in Eukaryota, Metazoa, Chordata, Mammalia, Dermoptera, Cynocephalidae. Gene Ontology annotation, biological process: regulation of transcription by RNA polymerase II. Gene Ontology annotation, molecular function: DNA-binding transcription factor activity, RNA polymerase II-specific; RNA polymerase II cis-regulatory region sequence-specific DNA binding. The record is from RefSeq and is a predicted model, not a curated record.